This is a messenger RNA of Branchiostoma belcheri (Belcher's lancelet), 322 nucleotides long. RefSeq names its product UPF0434 protein BBta_0300-like. The transcript has 2 exons. Lineage: Eukaryota; Metazoa; Chordata; Leptocardii; Amphioxiformes; Branchiostomatidae. The record is from RefSeq and is a predicted model, not a curated record. Bases 29 to 322 code for a protein of 97 amino acids.
GUCCCAUUCAUUAUGCAGUGGAUCCAAGAUGGCUGCGCCCAUGGCGAGAGGAGCGUCGCGACUAUCCUUGGUUUUCAGACGACUUUUGCACAGCACAGUGCCUUCUAGAUGUCAGGAGUUCGACACGAAAAUGCUAGAGAUAGUCGUGUGUCCACUGUCGAAGAAACCGCUCAGGUAUGAUCCAGAGAAGAAUGAACUGGUGUCAGAUGAGCUGAGUGUGGCCUAUCCCAUCGUUAACGGCAUUCCCAACCUGAUUCCAGAGGACGCAAGAGUCAUCAAAAAGCCUGAAGAACCACAGGACAAUGGGGCAAAAGAACAAUAA